This is a messenger RNA of Cygnus atratus (black swan), 4120 nucleotides long. It is a transcript of the gene NAALADL2, whose product is annotated as N-acetylated alpha-linked acidic dipeptidase like 2. Lineage: Eukaryota; Metazoa; Chordata; Aves; Anseriformes; Anatidae. The coding region runs from base 108 to 2450 and encodes 780 amino acids. The transcript is spliced from 15 exons. The record is from RefSeq and is a predicted model, not a curated record.
CGCGGGGCAGCCGUACGGCGCCGGGGCACCGGGCGGGCAGAUUUCUCGUCUGGACAUUGGAAAUAACUUCGGUUUUGGGCUUCUUUCUGUUGACCUGGGAUAAAAAGAUGGCAUAUCACAAAGUGAAUGCAGACCAGAGAGCACAGGGGCACUCUCCAUACCUUGACAACGAUGACCUCCAGGCCACAGCACUGGAACUGGAAUGGGACAUGGAAAAAGAGCUGGAGGAGCCUGGCUUUGACCAUUUCCGACUGGAUGGUGCAGUCCAGCAUCAUCUGGGAAACUCACAGAGCCCUGACCUUGAUCUUGAGCCCAUCCAGCCAUCAGCUUCUCCUAAAGGAAGAUUCCAGCGACUUCAGGAAGACCCUGACUACAUCUCACACUACACAAGACAGGCACCAAAGAAUAACCGCUGCAACUUUUUUCAGAUACUGAAAGUAUUUUGCACUGCUUUGAUUGUAUUUAUUUUUGGAAUUGUGAUAGGAUAUUAUUCAGGCAAGAAAUGUCCUUCUCCCCCAGCAUCUCCAGAACCAAAUAACCCUCAUAUCUACCGUGAAAUCCUCAAGGAAAUCAAAGCUGAAAAUAUUCAACAGAUUUACAGAGAUUUCUUACAGUUCCCUAGAGAAGAUGAUGUAGACACUGCAAUGAAAAUUCUGGGUCAAUGGACUUCUCAUGGCCUUGAAGAUGUCCAGCUGGUAAAUUAUUCUGUUUUGCUUGACCUACCGGGCUCUUCUUCAAACACAGUAACUCUGAAAAACAGCGGCGAAUGCUUUUAUCCUGAUGGACUGCAAUGCAACAGAGGGACCAAAACUCUUCAUAGCCAAGACCUCCUGUACUCAUAUGCAGCUUACUCUGCCAAAGGAACACUUGAGGCAGAACUCGUUGAUAUACAGUAUGGGACCAUAGAAGACUUGAUCCGGAUUCAAGCCAUUACAAACGUGACCAAAAAAAUUGCACUUUUGAAGCUAGGACAAUCACCUUUACUUUAUAAGCUUUCUUUGUUGGAAGACGCAGGAUUUGGUGGUGUUCUUCUUUACGUUGAUCCGUGUGAUUUACCAAAGACUACAGAUCUUGCUGAUAAAGCUUUUAUGGUUUCCUUGAACAGUGGAGGAGAUCCCUCAACACCUGGCUAUGCCAGUAUUGAUGGAAGCUACAGACAACAUCGACUGAACCUCACAACACUGUUAGUGCAACCAAUUUCUGCAGUACUUGCCAAAAAACUCAUUUCUGUACCUGAGAACACUUUCCAAAAAGAUAGGUGUGUCCCCUUUCAACUGCCAAGUACAGAGAAAAAAAUAAUCAGUCUGAAUAUUCAGUCAGUCACAACAUACAGGACAAUUUCUAAUGUUAUUGGAUAUUUAAAAGGAACUGUGUUUCCUGACAGAUAUGUCCUAAUUGGUAGUCAUCACAACAGUUUGAACACUUCCAAUGGGCAAGAAUGGGCCAGUAGCACUGCUAUCAUUACAGCAUUUAUACAGGCUUUGAUGUUGAAGGUCAAGAGAGGCUGGAGACCUGACCGGACCAUUGUUUUCUGCUCCUGGGGAGGAACAUCGUUUGGGAACAUUGGUUCAUAUGAAUGGGCAGAGGAUCUCAAGAGAGUUCUUCAAAGAAAUGUUGUGGCUUAUGUUAGCCUCCAUAAUCCAGUCAGAGGCAACUCAACUUUACAUCCUAUUGCAUCUCCUUCUCUUCAGCAACUGACAGCAGAGAGUCAGAGCUUCAACUGUGUGGAAAAGGCUAAGUGUCCUGGAUCUAAUGUGAGUUCCGUGCAGAUACAGGGAGAUUCAGAUUAUUUCAUCAACCAUCUUGGAGUACCUGCCACGCAGUUUUCUUAUGAGGACAUCAACAAAUCAGAGAAUUCUAGCUUUCUCUCCGAAGCUCUUUUUCCUGUACACGCAACAAAAACUGAAGAGCUGGAUCCCUCAUUCAAACUGCACGAGACCAUUGCAAAGCUAACAGGACAAGUGACUUUACAAAUUGCCAAUGAACCAGUUUUGCCGUUUAAUGCCCUCGACAUCGCACUAGAAGUUCAGAACAGUCUUAAAGUGUUCAUAGGUGAUGAAGUAGAUGCUUCUCAGUUGCUUGCGGUGGCAUCACGACUGAGGGAUACUGCAGAAUUGUUCCAAUCAGAUGAGAUGCGCCCAGCUAAUGACCCCAAGGAGAGAGCUCCUAUCAGAGUCAGGAUGCUCAAUGAUGUGCUGCAAAGCUUAGAGAAAAGCUUCCUGGUUCAGCAAGCUCCUCCAGGACUUUACAGAAAUAUUCUUUACAGACUAGAUGAAAGGACAAACCAGUUUUCAGUACUGCUAGAGGCACUGGAGCACUACAAACUACGUCAGUCAAAUGAGACCAUUCAAGCAGCCUUGUCAGAGGUGCUGAACAGCAUCAGUUCAGCUCAGGUUUACUUCAAAGCAGGACUUGAUGUGUUUGAGACUACCUUAGCUGGAAAGAAAUGAGAGAAUUCUCUGCAUUCUAAGACGUUUGUUUACAACUCGCUAAACAAAAGUUCGACUCGGACCAGAAUUUCUCUGAGGAUGAAACCUUUCUCAACUUUUCUUUCAGUUGGCGCUAAAAUGUACUGCAAUGUGUGUUUUUAUAAAUAUAAAACAGUCUUUUGCACUGUUCACAGUAUAUCUCAAAUGUCUGUUUCUGAAUGUAUAAAACGAUGGGAGGGACUAACACUUAAUGAUUUUUGGAAGGACAUCUGCUGUAUUUUUAUAUGUAAAAUAUAUUUUUAUGACGAAGAGCUCAGUCUUGUGAAGUACCAAGCACAUCCUGCAAUACACUGAAGACCUGGUUCUGAGACACCCCAGAUGUAUAUCCAGGUGAGCUUUCCAUGCCUACUCUGUCAGAAAAAUGUGACUUAAAUAUACUCUUGUGUUCCUUAACUUCCUCAGCAAACUCAUCUUCCUUACUCCUUUCAGAAUAAGUAAUUGAAGGAUGUGGCAUUUUCUGGGGUAUGCAGUGCUAAAGUUAAUCUGGAAAUAUUCAAAACACCCUUAUCAGUGCAAUCUAACAUCUUUAUUCCUGUGGAACAAUAAAUACCUCAAUUCUGAGAAUACAGAUAAACUUUGAUUAUCACAUUUCUGUCUGAAACAAAAUUAUUUUCUCUUCUAAUUCUUGGAGAGAGAAUUUAUGAGAUGAUUACAAGUGAUUUGAAAAGUUUGCAUCAGUAGUUAAAAGUGCAAAAAACUUUGAAUUUUUAUGUUAAGUAAAAGGAACUGCCUAGUCUAAUUAGGCUACAGGCCUUGUAAUCUUAUGUCUUACCGAAAGAAGCCACUUCAAGGUUUCCCUAAAUUUCCAGGGAGCAGUAAGUGAAAAUAAGAACUCAGAGUUCUGGAAACAUUUUUGAGAUUCCACCACUUGGCCACACCACUCACUAUUUCAGGGUGGAUCAUUCCAACUGUAGUGCCCAGUUUGUUCCCUACCACGGAACCAGCAAUUCACCUCUGAAGACAAAUCGAUGAAGCAUACUGCAGGGCUAGUUUGCAUUGGUGGAAGCCCUGUCCAGAGGCUGUAAUCACACCAUUACAGCAUUGACUUGAAGUAAUCUCUGAAUGAAAGGACCAGGAGGUUCAGUGUCCUAAACCUCUAAGGGGAUCAUAUACACACUUGAGAAUUGCGUCUUAAUAAUAUGAACACUUAAAAUUGUUAAACCCAAUUGGGUUUAGAGUUUUACAAUCCCAGAUGAUUCUGGGAUUAGAGAUUAAAAAAUAAUUUUAUAUAAAUUCUUAGAAUUAAAAUAUAAUUUAUUUGAUGGAAACAAUAAAUGUGUUGUUACCAAAUUUGCCAUGGAAACAUUGCAGAAACAUUUCAGGUAUCUGUAUGAAUGUAAAGAAAUGCCUUCAGGAAAAUUACAAAGUAUAUGUUCACAUAGCAAGAAAUGAGAGUUGUUUUUGGAUCUGUGUUUCUGUUUUCUCAAAGACAUUGGCAAAUGGGCCUCUAUUAGCAGUGGCCUAGGACAGGGUACUUACAGCUAUGCUGUUGCUACAUUUCUUUGCAAGUUUUUAUCAUAAUUUGGGCAAAAGCAUCCCUGUUCUGACAGAGGUGGGGCUAUGCAAUUGUACAGCCACAACCGAAGUGAGAAUAUGUUCAGUAACAGUGACUGUGACUGCAUGAACUUAGA